AUGGAUAAUAGUGAAGAUGAAUCAAACUUAUCGUAUACCUUUGAGUGCGAUGAAAGCCUGAAAGGACUCAAUGGGCCUUCAAAUGACAAUUCACGAGUCAUCACUUUCCCUCUCGAUAAAGGGAAAGAUGAUGACUCAUCGACAAACCUCUUCUAUGGAACCAGAGUGACAAAUGACAAAGAUGGUGACUACAUAAACACUAAUUUUGCAACCUUACAGGACGACACAGAUUUUUCCGAAGACGAUGAUGACGGAGCAAGCACUAGUAGUGGAAUUAGCUCGUCUAGUCGAGAAAGUAGCUGCUCUACCGAUAUUUCUAGUUCUUCAUCGUCGUCUGGUGAUGAAUCUAUUGGUACUGAGAUUGCAGCCGCUAUCAAUGACUUUCUUGAAACUCCCAUUUGGUUAGCAGAGCUAAAAACUACUGAAUUUGGUGAUGAACCUGAGCUGUCAGAUUUCUUGCUUAUUUGCCAAGAUAUUUUACAACAAGAAUUAUCAUCAAAAUCUUACAACACGUUUCCUUCAUUUAUACGGUUUCAUGAUGAAUACUUGCGUUCUGAAGAUCCGUCAUUUGUGAAGUUUGUCACUUCAUUCAAGUCUAGGUUGUACCAUGAUGGGCUCUCCUGUGUUGGAUUGGCUAUCUCGCUUCUCAACUUGCUUGUUCUUCGGUUCCCUGAUUAUGCAGCCUCUAUUGGCCUGGUUUCAUGUGAAGAGGUCGUUAAAGAUCCGGAUAACUAUUGCAUUUAUUCUCCGAGUGCGAAAAAAGAGCACUGUAUGGUUGCUAUUAAAAUUGCUAUCGGCUCAAGAUUAGGAACCAUCUUACUUGACCCCGGUUAUCAUGUUAAUAAACCAAUAAUCGUGAUGGAAGAUGGUCUUUAUCCUCAUACUGGUUGGUUCGUUCAAAAUAAAACCCCUAAUAAUAUCAAGGAGUAUAAUUAUUCAUCAGUUGACAAUGAAAGUGGUUUGGUUGCUUGGACUGUUCGAGAAACAAAAAAUGGUCGUGUUAAAGAGUACGUCAAUUUGAUUUAUGUACGCCGAUCUUUUGCUAAAUCUAUCGAGAUCACCGAGAAACGUUCUCAUAUCUAUGGAUUUAAAUCGUGGGUAAUCAGGUCUAAAACAGAAGUUAUUGCUGGAAUGUAUGGAUCACUUGAUAGUAACAUGAUCUCGGUGUUCUAUCCAGAUGUUAAUGGUGAACGAAAAACGAUUAAACUUUCAUUAAAUGACAUAGAUCAACCAUUUUUCCGAUCAGUCAUCUCCAAAUUGGCCAUUUAUGUGGAAGGAAUGAGUUAUAGAGCAGCCAAACACAGUUUAAUUCGUACUCUUCGUAAAUAUGCUUCAGCUCUGCAAGAUACCGCUUUCAUUACCCAGUUAAAAGCAGUCGAUUUCCUAUUAGAAGAAGAUUAGUCUCGAAUUGGAUGGAUCAAAGAAUUAUUGAAUAAAUGCCAUGUUUUCGGAUCAUCUUAAAAUCCCAUUUUGUCAGUUUUAUUUUAAAUCCUAUGUUAGUUUGACACAUAAUAAAUGUACCCUUUAAUGAUUAACCUAAAA
Messenger RNA from Tetranychus urticae (two-spotted spider mite), 1542 nucleotides. The record is from RefSeq and is a predicted model, not a curated record. NCBI's taxonomy places the organism in Eukaryota, Metazoa, Arthropoda, Arachnida, Trombidiformes, Tetranychidae.